This is a messenger RNA of Tetranychus urticae (two-spotted spider mite), 2546 nucleotides long. RefSeq names its product Inositol phosphate kinase 1 (gene Ipk1). NCBI's taxonomy places the organism in Eukaryota, Metazoa, Arthropoda, Arachnida, Trombidiformes, Tetranychidae. Gene Ontology annotation, molecular function: inositol-1,3,4,5,6-pentakisphosphate 2-kinase activity; ATP binding. Gene Ontology annotation, cellular component: nucleus. The record is from RefSeq and is a predicted model, not a curated record. Gene Ontology annotation, biological process: inositol phosphate biosynthetic process.
CUUGACUUGAUGAAAAUGAGUAGAUUGACUUAAGUACGUUAUUAACAAUUAAAAUGGAUAAUAAUUGUUGAAAAUCAGUGAAAUUGAUUUCAUUUCUGUCAAGAAACCAUUUAAUAUAUUGUGACAUGAAAACAGAGCCAUCUAUGAUUGCUCAUUCUUAUAACACUUUUUUUCUUGAACGAGGUUUCAUUCAACAUUUUUUCCUGGAAAAAGAGACAUUUUGAUAUAAAAAUCUAGUUGUAUUGGCCUCGUUUUUGAGGUUUUGCUGUUCAACAUGAAACAUCCUGAAACCAUUGUGCUUAAUGAGGAGAUGAUUGCCUAUCGUGGUGAGGGCAAUGUUACUCUUGUCAUCGCUCUUAAAAAUACUGGUAAAGUGCUUCGCUUCCCUAAGUAUCCGUUUGAUCAGAUAAUCUGCCGGAAUCAUAUGAAAGCUAAAUUGCUACACCACAUAUGGUUUGCCAAGAUGAUACUCAAAAGGUUGAUAAACGAAGCCAUGUUUGAUGAGCCUAAACUUGUACUUGUCUCCCAAGAAGAUAUUUCGUUGAUUAAUAAAUUGUGUAAUCAAUCAAGACCAAAUUAUCGUAUAUUCAAAGUGAUUCCAAAUCAAGAGUCAUGGGCGCUACUAUUAAAUGAUUACUGUUGUAUUCCCAAUGAACCAAGUCUUCAACCCUAUUUAACUGGACCUGUGAUAAGUGUCGAAAUCAAACCCAAACAAGGCUUCCCACCUCUAUUAUAUCAUUUAGGAGAGGAAAAACCUAUUGCUGCAAGAGUUUGCCGGUUCGCAUUAAAACAAGCAUUCAAACUCAAAACCAUGCCCUUAAAGGAAGAGAGUCAUUAUUGUCCUCUCGAUCUCUUCUCUGGAUGUCACUCUAGAAUGAUAAAUGCCAUUAAAAACUUACUCCAAACGCCGCAAAACAAUUUCCGAAUUUUCCGUGAUUCCGAGCUAAUGUAUAGUGAUGGCAAUCAGACUGAUCUUGACUCUUUACUGGCUGGAUUCAUUGCUGACGGUGAUUUGGAUCAAAGAUCUGAAAAAGUACUGUCUUCUCUAUUAAUCAAGGCUUUAACAUUGCCCUUCGAAAACUCUUCGCAAACUUUGGUCGACGAUCUUAACAUUCUCGAUGACAAACUUCAUCUUUGUUCCUAUCACAAAACAGCUAAUUGUGAUUUCCCUUGUCAAGGAGACCACGAGCUACGACGAAAAUGUGUUUUAGAGACUGUAUUAAAGCUACAGAAGCUGGAUACUAUUGGUUCAUUCAAAGCUUUAACCAUGCUCAACCAUUUAAAACAAACGGCACCUGAGUUGGCCAUUUUAUUGGAUAACUAUUCGGAUUCUCUUGGAGAAGUUGAUCAUUUUUUUCCAUCUUCAUUGGGAUCUCCUGAGCGAAGUAAUAAUGAAACCGAAUCAAAUUAUUUUUUCCGUAAAAUUUGGGAAUAUUUGAUCUCCAUGAUGGCUAAAGACUGUUCCAUCAUGAUUUCCAUGCAAAGAAUUAAGCCAAACCAAAGGUUAUCCCCAUUAUUUACACCAUUAUCAUCAUCAGAAAUGCCAUCUUCAUUAUUUCCAUCCACAUCUUCAGUAUCUACGCCAUCAUCGUCAUCUCUGCCUUCAAAAUCUUCACCAAUCACAUUAGAUGCUCGGGAAAAUGAAGAAAAAUCACAACUCAUUAAAUCUUCACAAAAGUGUCAUAUUAUCAUGGAUGAAAUGAGUCAAACGUAUUAUGCUGUUAGUAUUGCAAUAAUAGAUUUGGAUCUGAAACGAACUUCAAAUAUCACAGAAAUCUAUAAGAAAGAUCUUAAACUGAUUGAUGCUUUUAAAGAUCACUUACGAGAAAGAUGAAAAUCGAUCUACAAGACUGGUUUUAAAUGGUUCAAGUGAUUAAAAAAAAGCAUUUCAUCUAAUCAAUCUAAGAAUCUGAUGAACCUGUUGAUUAAAUCAAAACGGGUACAUUUUUCAAGUUCCUGUGAAGCUCCUCUAUUUACAUCAGUUUGUAUCUCCUGUUGGGUCGAUCAAGUAUAAACUGUUGAAAUUUCAUUUCACUUUCAUCAAAAUGAAAACGAAAUUUCAACAAAAAUUUUUUAUACUUUUUCGUCUUUCUCUUGGUUAUUGAAUCCUUGAAUUUGAUAACAAAAGUUCAUCUUCUCAUUUUUGUAUACACUUCAAAUCAUUCAAUUGAUAUGUUUGUUAAUUGAAAAACUCAUGAUAUUCAUGGAAAAUUAAAAUACACUUGAGUGUAUUUAUAUCAUUACCCGAUUGCCAUUGUGCACUCUAAUUGAUGCGCUCUUAAUAUUUAUAUAUGUAUUGUAUGUUAAUCUUUAUCUGACUAGUUGCAGAGAAAUGUUCGUAAAAUUUAUAAAUUUUCAGAAUUGAAAUCUGAAAUAGAAAAUGAAAUGUCUUACUGUGAGUAGACGAUUGUAUUUAGUGUUGUGAAGACUCGAUAAUUGUCUAAAAACUGUUUUAAAUACAACUGUUUCUUAAGCAUUAUUUAGAAAUAAAUUGUUCUAUCCUUUUCUUCAUCACUUUUAAAUGAUCACCUCAAAUCAAAACUAAA